Botrytis sinoallii is the source of this 537-nucleotide messenger RNA. RefSeq lists its product as uncharacterized. The record is from RefSeq and is a predicted model, not a curated record. Gene Ontology annotation, biological process: mycotoxin biosynthetic process. The transcript is spliced from 4 exons. NCBI's taxonomy places the organism in Eukaryota, Fungi, Ascomycota, Leotiomycetes, Helotiales, Sclerotiniaceae. The coding region runs from base 1 to 537 and encodes 178 amino acids.
AUGUCGAAUCUGGAGCAAAAAUACGCACUUCUUGAAGACGAUACAGGAAGCGAACAUGAAUCUCAGAACUUUGAUCAUUCAUCACCCAAGACAACACGGAAAUCAAGGAGCACAAUAUUAUUAGCUGGAUCUGGUCUCAAGCGUGAUAUACCUGUUCCUUGGCCAGUCUACAGUCCUUUCGAUAACCGAAGUGACCCUAAAGCUACCGACAAAGAAUGGGAAAAAAUUGGUAAAAUACGUCUUGGUGUAAUUGCCCUUCCUGAUUCUUGUGUUGCAGAGAAGGGUCUUCGUAAAGCUCAAAGAUUUCCAUGGGAUAAUUCAAAAGGUGUCUAUCUCAUAAAUGCAAAUCAUAAUCUGAGUUGCCUGUUGAAACUUAGGAUUUCUUUGCUGGAGUUCCACCGUGGGGAAGAACGAAGUGGCAUAUUUGCGCAUGUCACUCACUGUCUUGAUGCUCUCAGACAAGGCAUUAAAUUUAAUGCGGACGAUACACCUGAUGGUCUGGCUAUGGACAUCGUAUCACCGGCAGAUCCGGUGUAA